AUGCUAACGGGGAACCAGAGGCCGGUUCUGACCGGGGUCUGUGGACAGAGAGCUCCGCCCCCCCGGUGUGGCCAGCUUUCCCCCCGGGCUCCCACAGGCUCUUUUCAGCCCGGCAUCCCGAUCCCUCUCCAACUCAGGACCUGGAAACCUGAAACUCACCGCCCAAUCAGAGAGGAAGAGUCCGACUUUCACACGUUUUCUGCUCAACAAGUGGGGAUGAGCCGGUGGGCGGUGCUGUUGUCUCUGUGCGUGGGCGUGGCCUCGGCCAGCCUGGACCACGCCCACCAGGACCCGGCCGUCACGGACCCCGAGGACGUGCUGAGCGUGAGCGUCCCCCUGGAGGCGCCACAGCGCCCCCCGCUGGGGGGGGAGCUGCUGCUGCCCUGCUUCUUCCAGGUGGGCCGGGUUAGCAUUAGCAUGCGUGGUGUUCCACUACCGGCCGGCGUCGGGCCGCUACUCUCUGAGCUUUACUUGCCCAAUAACAUCCAGACGCCAUGCGUGGUGUUCCACUACCGGCCGGCGUCGGGCCGCUACUCUCUGAGCUUCGCGGCGGCGGCGGCGGCGUGCCGGCGGAACAGCGGCGCCCUGGCGUCCCCAGAGCAGCUGCAGGCCGCCUUCCACCACGGCCUGCACCAGUGUGACGCCGGCUGGCUGUCCGACCGCACCGUCAGGUACCCGAUCCAGGAUCCCCGCGUGAACUGCUACGGAGACAAAGAAAUGCUCCCGGGCGUGAGGACCUACGGCCUGAGGGACCCCACAGAGACCUACGACGUCUACUGCUUUAUAGAGAAGAUGACCGCUGAUGUUUUGCUUAUUGCAAAUGAAACUGGGCUGAACGUCACAGACAUCCAGCAGGCUCUGCUGAAUCGCUCCUCAGUCACCGAUUUGCUGAGAUCUGGUGUUCCCCCCAUCGCUCCUCCGGUCCGUGUGGAUGUUUCUGGAUCACACCUGGAGAGGAUAAAACAUCUGGUUCUAGAGAUCAGAUCACACCUGGAGAGAAUAAAACAUCUGGUUCUAGAGAGCAGAUCACACCUGGAGAUAAAACAUCUGGUUCUGGAGAUCAGAUCACACCUGGAAAGGAUAAAACAUCUGGUUCUGGAGAUCAUAUCACAUCUGGAAAUGAUCAGACAUCUGGUUCUGGAGACCAGAUCACAUCUGGAGAGGAUAAAACAUCUGGUUCUGGAGAUAAGAUGA
Molecule: messenger RNA, 1194 nt
Organism: Menidia menidia (Atlantic silverside)
Lineage: Eukaryota; Metazoa; Chordata; Actinopteri; Atheriniformes; Atherinopsidae
Source: the annotation of a GenBank genome assembly